This is a messenger RNA of Capsella rubella, 1119 nucleotides long. Its product is annotated as F-box/kelch-repeat protein At2g44700. NCBI's taxonomy places the organism in Eukaryota, Viridiplantae, Streptophyta, Magnoliopsida, Brassicales, Brassicaceae. The transcript has 2 exons. Bases 1 to 1119 code for a protein of 372 amino acids. The record is from RefSeq and is a predicted model, not a curated record. Gene Ontology annotation, molecular function: protein binding.
AUGUCUAACUCCGACGAACCACCGCUAAUAACAAACCAUCCGCCGUCAUUGUUUUCACUGCCAAAGGACAUCGUUCUAACCAUCUUAGGCUGCGUACCAAAACGGUAUUACCCAAUCCUCUGUUGCGUCUCCAAGAAGAUGAGGAGUCUUGUUCGCUCGCCUGCGAUAUUCAAGAACCGAUCUUCACAUCGAAAAGAUUCUCUUUACAUCUCCUUCAUCGACAAAACAAAACGACCGGAGACUUUUCACUGGUUCAGUCUCGGCAGGUGUAAGAACGAUACGUCUAAGAAUGACCUCGUCUCCAUCGAUGUCCCUUUGCUUCCUGAUCCUUGUCGUUACUCUUCUUCCGUCCUCGCCGUUGGUUCUGAGAUCUUCUUUAUAUCCGGAACUAAUACUCUCUCAUCAAGCGUUUCGAUCUUUGAUACCAAAUCAAGAAUUGUUCGUCAAGGACCGCAAAUGCUAGUGAGGCGAAGGUACAACUGCGUAGGCUUAGUCGGGAGUAAGAUCUAUGUGAUCGGAGGGUACAGAGGAAACGAGAUUCCCGCGGAAGUAUUUGACUUAAAGACGCAAACUUGGGAAGCAGCUCCAGUCCCUGAGGAAAGAGGUUGUUUCACAUGGAUCACUGCAGCGAAGGUUUCAGUAGACAAGAAGGUUUGUGCUUUAAGCUUUCGUCUAGGAGGCAUGACUUGUUACGAUACUAGAGAUGGUUCUUGUGAGAGAAUUGAGUUGCCUGAUGACAAAUGGUGGAAGACAGGAGUGUGUGUUAUAGACAAUGUGCUCUACGUUUACUUUUCAAGACUCGGUUUAAUGUGGUACGACACUAAGCUGAUGGUAUGGAGAGUGGUUAAUGGUCUUGAUCUUGGGAAAUCUGGAUGUGUUGCUAUGGGUGAAUACUAUGGGAAGUUGGCGUUUGUAUGGGAAGAACCAAGUCUUGUUAAUGGUGAAAGGAAAAAUAUUUGGUGUAGAUUGAUUGGUUUGCUUAGGAGUGACGAAGGUAUUGAUGGAAGUAUUGCAGAAGGCUCUCAAUUUCUGAGGACUGUUCCUAGCAGCUUUAAUUUGCAGCAUUGUCUUUCUCUUUCGGGUCAAAACACAAGAGCUAUGUACGUUGUUGAUACGUGA